CACCGACCCGACAAGCCGAGCGGACAAUGCGGCCUCUGCUGCUUCGCCUACGACGAGCCGACGCCGACGGCGAUGCUGACGGCGACGGCGACGGCGACGGCGACGCCAACGGCGACGGCGAAAACGACGCCAAAGACGAAGACGACGCCAAAGACGAAGACGACGCCAAAGGCGAAGACGACGCCGACGGCGACGGCGACGGCGACGGCGGCGGAGAUGACGACGGCGACGGCGACGGCGAUGGCGACGGCGAGGGCCGAGUGGGAGCGGCUUGAGUGUGAGGCGCCCGAGUCGCCCAGUCUGGGACUGGCCAGUUUGGAUGAGCACAUCGACGCGGUCCAUCUGCCCGGCCAUCUGCUCAACGUGGCUCGACGGUUGUGCGUCGAGUCGAGCGAACGGACGACGUACACGUGUCCGUUGUGCGGGUUCAAGGGGGCCACGACGAAUGUCGACUUUCACCUGCACGUCUUGGGCGCACACGGCCAGGACGAGUCGGUGAAACGGGAGUUGGGCAUGUGUGCGUUUUGUCGACGUGUGUGUCGCGACGAGACGACGCUGCAAUUGCAUGUACAGACGGAGCACGGUCACCGGUUGCGUCGACUUGCGCGACUUUGGCUGCGUCGCGAGGUGAUGAUGAACGCCGCGGACGCCGGCGACGUGUGCGCCACGUGUUGGCGCCACUUCAGACGCGACUAUCAACUGCAGGCGCAUGUGAUCGUGGCACACGCGGGUCGAGAUCCGCUGCGCUGCGGUUGGUGCCAACGCGACUUCAACGCCUGCCCCGAUCAGCUGUUCGCGUAUCAGGUGCUGUUGAAGCACGAGUUCAAUCAUGCUCGAGAGUUGCAUCAACACGCGCUGGCGCUCGGCUUGACGGUCGAUCCGGUGCCGGAGCCGGUGUGCGAUGAGCUGAACCCGGAGUUGCAGGAGCUGCAGACGGCGGCGGCUCUGGCGGCAAAGUCGGCCGAGGCCGAGGCGAAAGGGAAGAAGAAGAGCCCCAACAAAAAGGGCAAAGGAUCGCCGAGUGGAAAGUCGUCGCCGAGCGGAAAGUCGUCGCCGAAAAAGGGGAAAAAAUAG
Protopolystoma xenopodis is the source of this 1074-nucleotide messenger RNA. The record is from the annotation of a GenBank genome assembly. NCBI's taxonomy places the organism in Eukaryota, Metazoa, Platyhelminthes, Monogenea, Polystomatidea, Polystomatidae.